This is a messenger RNA of Pieris rapae (cabbage white), 1365 nucleotides long. RefSeq lists its product as uncharacterized. Lineage: Eukaryota; Metazoa; Arthropoda; Insecta; Lepidoptera; Pieridae. Bases 150 to 677 code for a protein of 175 amino acids. The transcript is spliced from 3 exons. The record is from RefSeq and is a predicted model, not a curated record.
AUUUCGCGGUUUCUAAACGAAAAAUCAAUACUGUAUAGUACGAAGUAAGUAAUAGUAGUUUACACUAAAAUCACUUUGUAAAAAUGCUUUAUACAAUUUAUUUAGUAGUUCCUUUACGCUUGUAGUGCUAAUAACAAUAAGCAACGAAAAUGUCAUUAAAAGCUUAUGAAGAUGCGUGUAUGCGAGCAGAAUUAUUCAAUCAACCUAAACCUGACAAGGAAGAGUUUUUAGAAAAACACAAAUAUUUGGAUGCGAAUGAAUUCGAGGAAGUUGACAUUAAAUCAACAGAGGAAACAGCCAUAUUAAACGAUGGACUUCAAGAAUCUCCUUUAGGCGAAUUAGGGACCAUUCUCAAUUCCACUCAUAGUAAAUUGAAUCGUCUCAAGGGUGUCUGUGGUACUGUGACAAAUUAUUUUCGAGUGAAAUUAGCAUCUAAAGAUUUAUCAUACUCCAGUGAACCAAGCUACAUCGGUCAAACGAAUUAUGACAAAGAUUUCGUUCCAUCGGCAAAUUCGGAAUAUGCAUCUGUCAACACCGAUUUAGGACCCAGAGACAAUGAAAUGACACCGAGGGCGGGAAAAAGACAAAAAGGCGGUGACAUUAAUUCUGCAAUUGAGGAUUUAAAACAAAUGGAAAAGGCGGAAAAUAGUUUUUCAUUGGGUGGGAUGUUGCGAUAAGUAAAUUAUACUUUUAAGUUUUGUUAUCGUCUUUUUGGCGAAGCUUAAAGCUUUAUACAUAGUAAAAAAUAUUAAAGCUUUGCAGUUGAUAAUUGCUAUAUUAUGUAAGUACAUUUUGAAGCGUCGUUUAAUUUAGACUAAUAAGUUUUUAUCCGAGGUAAAGACAUCAGCAAUCGCACUUCCCAAUUUUGGGUAUGUAAGUAACUUUUCCAAGUUUUUUCAGUAUGUAUCGUUAAUUUUGUGUCAUUAUACCUCUAAGAUUAUUAUAGCUUCGCAUUUUUAACAUCUAAAUGUUAUUCAAGGAUUUUCACUUAAUUAUAAAUAGAUGUAUAAUUAUGUAUAUAUGUAUUACAAUUCCUUAUGGCUUUAAUAAAUAAAACUCAUGUAUAAUUUUCUAUUGUUAUGAUUGUAAAAGUCAAAUGUAAAAAAAAUUAAACAAUUGCGCUUGAUAUCCUCUAAAAUAAUUGAAAAGUCUGUGAUUUGUUAAGUAGGAGAUAUUUUAUUACGAUAAUUUAUUAAUUGCGUACACUAUACAUAGUAUUUUUGUAAGUUAAAGAUUUAUUAAAAUAUUAAGUUUAUGUGCAUGAAUUUAUAUAGUUUAAAUAAUCUUACAGUAAUGUAUGUAAAAUACAAAUUGUUUAUGUCCUGUCUGAUGUAACGUAGACUGAUUUUUGUUGGAUUAGUAUUU